Molecule: messenger RNA, 2243 nt
Organism: Canis lupus familiaris (dog)
Lineage: Eukaryota; Metazoa; Chordata; Mammalia; Carnivora; Canidae
Gene: ENTR1
Product: endosome associated trafficking regulator 1
Exons: 10
Coding region: 69-1349 (426 amino acids)
Biological process (GO): positive regulation of cilium assembly; positive regulation of protein localization to cilium; regulation of cytokinesis
Cellular component (GO): early endosome; recycling endosome; ciliary basal body
Source: RefSeq, a predicted model, not a curated record
GGUGGAGCCGGGGCUAUGGAGCCGCUGCUGCCGGGCUAGGGAGGGCCGGCGCCGCCGGGCCCGCGGCGAUGGCGGGCUACGCGCGCCGCCCGGGCGUCCCUCCGCUGUCGCGAGCCCGGAGCCUCGUCAUUCCGGACGCUCCAGCGUUCUAUGAGCGCCGGUCUUGUCUCCCCCAGCUAGACUGUGAGCGCCCCCAUGGCAGGGACCUGGACUCCCACUUCUUCGGCAUUCGGCCGACGUUUAUGUGCUAUGUGCCCAGCCCGGUGCUAGCUUCCGUGGGAGACACAGAUUUUGGCUACGGAAAGGGGAAAUGUACUAAGCAAGGUCCUCCUGGAGCCCAAGAGACACAUUUCGGAGGUGAUAAACUUGAAGAUCUUACAGAGGCCAAUCCGUUCUCCUUUAAAGAGUUUCUGAAAACCAAGAACCUCACCCUGUCAGGAGAGGAUACAGCCAACAACAGGAUUUAUUCAAAGGAACCCACAAGACACUCACUGGGACUCAGCCGCAACUCCUCAACUUCCCAGACUGUGGGGUAUGGCCUGGAAUAUCAGCAGCCAUUUUUUGAAGACCCUACGGGGGCUGGUGACCUUCUGGAUGAGGAUGAAGACGAGGAUGAGGACAAUGGGUGGAAUGGGGCCUACUUGCCAUCCACUGUGGAACAGACCCGCUCCUCAGGGGUCGCCACCAGCACGUCACCUUGCAGCACAUAUGUCUCCUUUUUCUCCACUCCAUCGGAGCUGGUGGGGCCCGAGACCCUGCCUCCGUGGACACUGAGCAACUCUGACUCUCACACCUCUCCAGCGGGGAGCCCCAGUGCAGACUUUGUAGCUCACGGAGAGUCUCUGGGGGACAGGCAUCUCCGGACACUGCAGAUAAGCUAUGAAGCACUGAAAGAUGAAAAUUCUAAGCUGAGAAGAAAGCUCACUGAGGUGCAGAGCUUCUCUGAGACUCAAACAGAAAUGGUGAGGACACUAGAGCGGAAGCUGGAGGCCAAGAUGAUCAAGGAGGAAAGCGACUACCAUGAUCUGGAGUCAGUAGUCCAGCAGAAACGGGCUGUGAAGGCAGAAAAUCAUGUCAUGAAGCUGAAGCAGGAGAUCAACUUGCUACAGGCACAGGUCUCGAACUUCAAGCGUGAGAAUGAAGCCCUGCGGUCCGGCCAGGGCGCCAGCCUGACGGUGGUAAAGCAGAACACCGACGUGGCCUUGCAGAACCUCCGUGUCGUCAUGAAUAAUGCCCACGCCUCAAUAAAGCAGCUGAUUUCUGGAGCUGAAACAUUGAAUCUUGUAGCUGAAAUCCUUAAAUCUAUAGACAGAAUUUCUGAAAUUAAAGAUGAAGAGGAGGAGUCUUGAUAGCACUGAGGUGCUUCCAGGUUGCAGCACCACUCACACUCAGACGUCCCUGUGCUCUGGAUUUGGAAGUGCCAUUGCAUCUUUAAACGUGUUGUCCUCACCCGUAGUAAAGAUAUUUAUCAUGACAUACUAAUUUCAUAACCUGACAGCACUAGCAGCUAACUGCAAGGACAAGCAGGCCACGUGUGAGAGCCACGCCUGGCUCCUCUGCAGCCCUUCUGGGUGAGCUCCCACUACUUCACAGACAGACUCUGAUGCUCUAUCGGAAGACGUUUCUAUAAAAGCCAGUGAUUUUUUGAAGUUACUAAACCUGAAAACCACAGUUUUAUAAUGUUUUCCGUUGUCAUUUUAGAAUGCUAAUUAUAAGUCAAUUGUUUGUCCUUAAUUUUGAAAGAGAGAAAGUAGGUGAGCUGUAGUCAUAGGAAGCCUCAGAAGGUCCUGGUGCCUCUGUGACCUCAUUUAGUCCCCAGCUGGCUCGGAGUCCAUCCUGUGGCCCCAUGGGUGGUGCCUGCCUUGGGAGACCUGAGCGCCACUGCCCCACAUAAGCCCCAGGUCCCACAGGCUGUCUGCUCUGUGCAGUCAUCUAAACACACCUGUGGGCCUUCAGGUUUUAAAAACUGCUUGGGCUGGAGAGUUCUGAUAUAUGUUGCCAGGGGUGGUUUAUACAAUGAAGUUUAGAAUCGAAUUUAUAGAGUGUGCAGGCCUUCCUGUGCUGGCACAAGGUCUGCCAGGGUGCCUUUCCAAAUGCUUUCCCACAUAGGGAAGUCAUAACCUACACUAUGUGCCUUCUUGGCUAUUUUUCUGUAGAUUUUUUUUUUUUUUAAUAAAUUUCCCUUUUACCUUCCUGUUCCAAUUGACAGCUUUUCUACUUAAUAAAUUAUAAAUUCUACAUAA